Clupea harengus (Atlantic herring) is the source of this 7991-nucleotide messenger RNA. RefSeq names its product YEATS domain containing 2 (gene yeats2). The coding region runs from base 1425 to 5804 and encodes 1459 amino acids. The record is from RefSeq and is a predicted model, not a curated record. The transcript is spliced from 29 exons. NCBI's taxonomy places the organism in Eukaryota, Metazoa, Chordata, Actinopteri, Clupeiformes, Clupeidae. Gene Ontology annotation, biological process: regulation of DNA-templated transcription.
CAAGUUAGGAAUCGCAAGGCCUAAGUCUUUCACAGCUCCAUGGCGUUAGCUAGGAUUGUACCAGAAACCCUGUCAAUGCAGUGCCCCUGAUAGCACGUAUGGACCGAAGUUCGUUACUCCCGUUAUAGAGUAGUUAACGUUAGCACCCUGCAGAACGACACAUUACCAUUGUCAUUCAGGUGCAUCCAUAUCACUUCUCCACAAACUGUUCCCGCUGGCCUCGCGUAUCUCUCGUUGCUGUCCGUCUAUGGUGAAAGAGAGGUAGGGUGAGAUUUUGUGGACUAUGGCUAGCUAGCUAGCAGCUACAAUUGUUUGAGGUUGUCAGCAGUGGUUUAACCUUAUCCGAUUUAAUAGUGCAAUCAAUAACGCAAUCUAAUACUCGAAACAACGUAGCUACAAGUCUAAACAUGAGCGAGUAUAAUGAAUAAUGUAUUGCAAAUUGGCUUAACAGUUUGCCAAGUGACCAAAACACGAUUAGCUAAUUUGGGCCUCAGGUUUUCGCCGUUGUCGAGUGUUGGUUAUACCCGAGAUAACGCGAUUGGCAGUGGAUCUCCUCAGUAGCCAACUCUCUAUGUUAGUGUCAACUAGCGUGUUUGUUGCUAAUGCUAUCUCAAAUCACGUUGUGCACUAGCCAAUUUGCUAGAGCGUUGCCUUGCCAGCUUUGUCAAGUUUGCGGCUGUAUUGUAAGCUCUUAUUUGUAUAAUAUUUAUAUAUUUUUUGUUAUUCGUGUUGCUUCUCUCUCUGGUUAAGUCUUGCAAUGUGGGGUUUAAAACAAUUACAGUUGAGUGAUAAACUGCCCAUUAGUAGCGCAGUGAAUCUAUAAUGUGCUGGUUAGAGCUAGCUAGCUAGCUAAGCAACCAAGCCAAUUCCUGAAGAAGAUAUUUCAACUUUUUGUCUAAAUACACUAUCUUACUGGAACGCACAGAGACACCUUUCAUGUUAACUGUAAAUAUUUGGGCAGACUUUGAUAAAUCGAAUAUCACUGAUAACAUGUCAUUCAUACAGCGUCAACCUACUGAUUAUUGGGUGUAGAAUUGAUUAGAUAUCGGAGAAGAGAGCCAACCAGAUAACACACUUUGUAAACACACGAGAAACUGUUACUUUUAUGUUGCUUUUUUCACUCGAGCUACUUGCCAUGUCAUCAUAACAGAGAUGAUUAGUAUGCUAUUUUUACUUAUUGUUUAUGUACAGCCAUACCUCAAUUCAACAUAUGAUAAGCAUUGGAGAAAGCAUUACAUUACACAUUACAGUACACUAUACUGGCAGGUAAAAUUGAAAGGUGAAAGUAGCAGGUACGUCAAGAUUUAUAUAUUGUUUUCUAAUGGAUGGAUAUCUGAGCAAAAAAGAAGCUAAAAUACUGGGAUAAUCUCUUUUUUAUGGAAUCUGAAAUAAGCUGAACUACUGUUGCAGUUCACAAGACAACCAUGUCUGGAAUCAAAAGAAAAAUUGAAGACAAUGACCCAGACUAUGAGGACAUAUCACAAGUUCAUGAGAAUAAGAGAAACAAACUCGUGGAACAGAAUGCACGGGAGGCAGCUGUGCAGAAAAUUGAAGUCAUCGUUAGAGAGCAGUUCUCCCUGGAGAUGAAGAAUAAAGAGCAUGAGAUUGAAGUGAUUGGCCAGCGUCUCAAUGAAGCUCGGCGGAUGAUGGACAAGCUGAGGGCCUGCAUCGUGGCCAACUACUACGCCAAUGCUGGGCAGCCCAAGGUCCAAGAGGCUUCAAAAAGUGAUGUUUCGGUGCUGAACCACCCGGCCAUCAAGCGCUUCCUGGAGUCGCCCUCUCGCUCGUCCUCGCCGCUCAACCAGGGCUCGGAGGCGGCCUCGCUAGGGCCCUCCGAGAGCGAGUCGCUGGGCCAGCAUGCCGAUGGCGAGCGCGACAGAGACGGAGCCUGGAGGGAGGCGGGGGGGCGCGGGGAGCGCCGGCCGGGACGCAACACAGGAAAGGACACGUUUGGAGUGCCGGCGUCCGGCGCAGCAGAGCAGCACGUCACCUAUCACUCCACCGGAGAGGAGGCCUCCCGGCUGUACGUCAAGAAGACCAUUGUUGUUGGGAAUGUCUCCAAGUACAUAGCCCCUGAUAAGAGAGAGGAGAAUGACCAGUCUACCCAUAAGUGGAUGGUGUACGUCAGAGGCUCCAAGAAGGAGCCUAGCAUUGACCACUUUGUGCGCAAGGUCUGGUUCUUCCUGCACCCCAGCUACAAACCUAAUGACCUGGUGGAAGUCAGUGAGCCUCCGUUCCACCUGACGCGGCGAGGCUGGGGGGAGUUUCCUGUGCGUGUUCAGAUCCACUUCAAGGACACGCGGAACAAGCGCAUCGACAUCAUCCACAACCUAAAGCUGGACAGAACGUACACGGGACUGCAGACACUGGGAGCUGAGACGGUGGUAGACGUGGAGCUGCACCGGAACUCGCUUGGAGAGGACUUCUUGCCCACCCCCCUCUCUUCCUCCUCCUCGUCCUCCGCCUCCUCUCAGAGGUCGUGUACGGCGGGCUCCUCCAGCGCCCAUCCCACCUCCGCGGCCUCCCCCUGCCCGCUCUCACAGGACUCCCUCCCGGGCACAGAGAAAGGCGUGGCCGUCAAAUGCGAGUCGGGCCGCUCCUCCUGCUCAGAGCGGACGCCGUCCCGGCCCAAGCUGACCGAGAAGAUCACGCUCGGUUCUCACGGCAACUCCGCCUUCCAGCCAAUCACGGCCAGCUGCAAGAUCAUCCCUCAGGGCCAGGCUCCGAGCCUGUCCGAGUCCCCUGGGAAGUCCUUCCAGCCAAUCACCAUGAGCUGUAAGAUCGUGUCCGGCUCCCCCAUCUCCACUCCCAGCCACUCCCCUCUCCCCCGCACCCCAACCUCCACACCAGCGCAGCUGAAGCAGGGCUCAUCCGUGGUCAGCAACCCUUACAUCAUCGUGGACAAGCCGGGCCAGGUUAUCAGCGUAGCCGGCUCCUCGUCCUCCGCCACAGGAAGCCCCACGGCCAAGCUGUCUGCAGCGGCCCACGGCACCAGAUCUCCCGCCCCCAAAGUCCACACGGGCAGCUUCCUGUCCUCAGGAGUCAAGGUCAUCAUAAAGCAGGAGCCAGGCGAGGUUCCCACCCAGCCACAGCCACCACCACAGCAGGCCAUCGUUUCCACGGCAACGACCCAGCAGCAGCAGGCGGCGACGCAGCAGUUUGUCGCAGUGAAGGGUGGUCAUGUGAUCACCAUGUCUUCCUCCCAGAAGCAAGGAGGCGGAGUGUCAGGCUCAGGAGCCACGCCCAGCAAGGUGUUGGGCAUCCCGAUGAGCUCUGCUCUGCAGUCAGCCGUGAAGCAGGUGGCCAUCAGCAGCGGGCAGAUCCUGGUGGCCAAGUCCAACCCGGCCGUCUCCAAAGUGAUGGCCCAGAAGCAGGUGGUGGCGCAGGGCGUGGCCAAGGCCAUCGUGAGCAGCGGCGGCGGCGGUCCUGGCGGAGGAGCCGGCGGCGGCGGCGCGGGGCAGCAGGUGCACACCGUCACCAAGGCAGCAGGAGGCUCGGCGAGCGGCGGAAAGGGCGGAGUGAUGGCCACCCUGCAGCUGCCUGCCAACAACCUGGCCAACCUGGCCAACCUGCCGCCAGGAACCAAACUCUACCUGACCACCAACAGCAAGAACCCGUCAGGCAAGGGCAAGCUGCUGCUCAUCCCCCAGGGAGCCAUUCUACGCGCCUCCAGCUCAGGUCAGCAGUCUCAGAGCGCAGCCCCCUCAGGCUCGUCUCAGACGUCUUCUGGCAGCGGAUCUGGAUCCAGCCUCCCUUCCCACCUCUCUUACACCUCCUACAUCCUCAAACAGACCCCACAGGGCACGUUUCUGGUUGGCCAGCCUGGCGGUUCGGCGAAGCAGAGUUCGACCAGCGCCUCCUCGGGUCAUGUGGCUUCAGGUGCGGCCAGCGUCAACCAGCAAUCCAUCCGGGUCACUGCGGGGCAGAAGGCCGCCAUCUUGGCUCAGGUGGUGGGCGGGUCCCAGGCGUCUCAGGUGAAGCUGUCGGACGGCUCCGUGAAGACGGUGACGUCCGCCGCCCACCUGCCCAAGCCGGGCACUACCACCCUGAGGAUGACGGGCGGACUCAUCACAGCCACCAGCACCACGCAGAGCACCCUAGCCUCCGCUGCUGCCACAUCCACACAGCACACUGCAGAUGGCACCAGCGUGCCCUCUUCCCCCGCCCCGUCCUCCUCCUCUUCCUCCUCUUCCUCCUCCUCUGGGGCCAAACCUGUAUCCCAGCAGCACUCACUGCUAGUGGCAGCCAAUCAGGCGGCGGUCAUCAACGCAGCCAAGAACGCCAGCAACGCAGCUGCCGCUGCCGCUGCCGCCGCCGCCGCCAACUCGGCAGCAAAAUCCAGCACAGGCGCCCUGGUGACCGUCGCCAAGAGCAUGGCCGCCAACAUGCCGGUCAUUAGCAUGGGCAAGGGUGCGGGGCAGGCGGUGGUGAGCGUGCCCAAGAGUGCUAGCCCCUCACUGGUCACGGCAGCAUCACUGGUGGGCAGUGGGGGAGGUGUCAGUGGGAAGGCAGCAGCCACACUCUCAGGCAUGCUGAAGCUGCACACAGGUCAGCCCAGCUCCCAGCAGACCGUGCUCACCAUCCCUGCCAACCAGCUGAAACAGCUGAGUGUGGGCACCGGCACCGGGGGAGUCCAGACCAUCCUCAUGCCCGUGGGCAAAGUCGUGCAGUCCUCCCCCUCCUUCUGUAAAGGAUCCUCCAGCAGCAACAGCGCUGUGACCCACAUUGCACCAGCAGCCUCCUCCACACCAAACGUAGCUCACGUGAAGACAGAGCCAGGUGUGUACAGCUGCAGUGGCCCCAGACCUCAGACCCCCACCUCCUACUCCUCCUCAUCGGCCCCGGGCUCCGGCCUCGCUCCCACCCCCGCCAUGGCCAGUGUCAAAGUGGAACAGGGCACGGAGUCCACCCACGAGCUCAACACUGAGCACAUAGUGGACGGGACGCAGCUGUUGACGGCGGUGGUGAAGAAAUUUCCCCUGAUUGUGCCUGAGAAGAAUGAGGACUCCCACCCAUUCUGUGCCACCUCUGUGGAGCAGUAUUACUCCUGGAACAUUGGCAAGCGCCGGGCAGCCGAGCUGCAGCGUGCGGUGUCAGUGAAGCGCCUGGUGCAGGAGGUGCUAGAGAAGAGCCCCCGCCUGCAGGCCAUCCCCCCACCCAAGACCCGCGAGGUGGUGCAGUGGUGCCGUCACCGUGGUUACACCCCGCCCGACCCCGAGCCCCGGCGUGCAGAGGAGGACUCCAUAGAGGACAUCCUCACCCAGAUAGACAACGAGCCAGAGUGUCCAUCCACGCUGCUGGAUGCUGAGGACCUGUGCCAGCGUGUGGAGCAGCUGCAGCGGCUGCUGAAGACGGAGCCCAUAGAGGAAGAGGACAACGGGGAGCCGCUCGACGUGCUCAGCCUCUCCCCGCCCAGCGCCUCCGCCAGUGGACGGCCUCGGCCCAAACAGGAGCCCCACAGUGGCCCCCAGGAGCCCAGCUACCACCUGGGGCCCGACCCCUCACAGCAGUUCAUCAGAGACAGCGCAGAGCAGAUUGGUGUAACCUUCCAGCCAGUGGAGGUGGAGAAGAACGUGUUUGCUCCAGUGGUGGAGGCCAUGAUCCUCAAGGCCACAGAGCAGUUUGCUAGCGACGUUUUAAGAGAAGCCCUGGCCAACGGCCACAUGAAGUCCCCCCCAAACAGGGCUCCGCGCGAGGUGUCCGUCAUGAACGUGCACCAAUCAGUCAGCAGCAUUCCCGCCUGUGACUUCCUGACCAACCGCUACAUGGGCGUCCUGCUUAAGGAGAACGGCCACGCGGACUGAGGCCUGUCGUCACCGACAACACAGUCACACACAAGCCGGGCACACAGCCACACAAACCAGAGCCGCUGCCACGGCAACUGACCCUUUGACCCACCAGUCAAGCGCUUAAACAAUCUGGGGUUGGCUGAUUUGAAGAGGGCAGAUGACCUCGUUUUCUGCCAUAGUGAACCCAAGCAAAUAUGACUAGUUGUUCAGCGAAGGGGAUCUGGAGUGCAUUUCUGUACUGUGGGUCAUAAUGCUUGACCUCUUAAGGCUUCACCAGGCUACUUACAUACUGUCAUGUGUAACACUGAUGUCAAGUCAAGACCCUGUUGGGGGUGGUGACCACAUACUGACAGUAUAAACCAUGUCUGCGCAUCAAUGUGUAGGCAGAGUUGCUGGGAUUCAUUGGGCAUUGAUUAGUCUGUUCUAUGAGGGGGAAGCACAUGAUCGUGUGUGUGUGUGUGUGUGUGUGUGUGUGUGUGUGUGUGUUGUGUCUGAGUGUGUGUGCGCACAUAUGGCCUUAAAUCUCCAGGUUGUGUGUGUGUAUUUUGUGGCUAGUCACUCAGUCCUUUAAAGAUAAUAAGUCAAGUCAAGUGCUUAACUAGCAUUGAAUGGCCAUCUCAUCCAGCCAGAUCAGAAGUUGGUGUUGAUGACCAUUAGAAACGAGAUGCUUGAUGGAAGUGAUACUACAGUGGAGCACAGAACCUGCAGUGGCUCUCUCUCCGGCAUCCAGUCCAGCUGCUGUCCAUAGAUAGGCAGUUCAUCUGGCUCAGAUGGAGCCUGACCCAGUCCAGAGUCCAGAAUCAGCACCUCUCUUGAAUCUCUAGCAGGUCGUCAUGAUUUGUCAUGAGUUCACCACCAUGCACAGAAAGGCUUGCAUAGUAUAUAUGCAUGUGAUGAUAAUGGAGCAACACAGUAUCGGAUACGGAGGAAGUAUUACGGCCAUGUGGAACAGUGGCAGAUUUUUAUACCAGCAUAGAAGGUGUUGAAUUAAUUUAAUUCAACACAUACUAAUAUUUUAGGUCUUAUAAUGGCUUAUAUCUAGGGCUGUUGGUAUUGUCUGAUAACUAUGUAAUAUAUUCCUGAAUGGCUUUAGUAAAUGUCUUGACCUCCUGUAAAUGUGCUGAAGAGACCGAUAUUUUGAUUUGUUUUUUUUUCAGUGUGAACGUAAGUGCUUUUUUGUUGUCAAAACAACCAAUGCAGGUUUUUUUUUGCAUCCCAAUAUCUGUCUAGUUUGCAACUAAAAUCAUGUAUUUCUUUUUUUUAAAAGAGGGAUGGUUUUUAAACUCAUAAAGUUACCAUACGAAGGGAAGCCUCUCCUCCUGCUAACAUGAAUUGUGCUGCUUCAGAGAAUCGCGUCUGCAUAUAUUCCUUGGCCUCACAGGUGCCUCAUGACAUCAAAUAUUGAUGAUGGCAUCCUUUGGUGUAGCGCAGGGCUGCAGAUUUGUGUGAAAACAGGUUCCUGUCCUGAUUAGGUGUCUUCUUCUGAAAGCAGUGUGAUGUAACACUGCCUGGCUGUAGCUGGAGUCUGGUACACAAGGAAAAAAACAGAAUUCCCAGAUUCCUCUUUGUGAAGCAGAUUAGGGGGCCACCCCUGUUUGGGAGUUGGCUCUGAUCUGGAUUGGCAUUGUUUGUUUUUACAUCCUGGACCUUUUAGUGGCAUCGCUCUUACCAUUGCCUAGCCAUCAAUGACAGAACUGUAAGGCGUCUCACAAUAGUCUUACUACUUCUUGUGGGUGUAAUCUGACGUAGCUCUUGGAUAAGCAGGUUAGAGGGACAUUUUAAGUUGAUUCAGUCAUUAAUAUUCUGUUGUUCGUCCUGGUGUGAGCCAUACUACCAGCAACGUGGAUAUGGUGUGUGUCAGUACAGAGUAUGUGCGUGCGCUAUGUGAUAUAAACAUUGUAUUGUUAAUUGUCUGAUCUGCUGGUUGAGUAUGUCUGUGUACGAGAGAUGGACUAGGGUACAUUGUGUUUGUGUGUCUGGAUCUGUGUGUGUGUGUGUGUGUGUGUGUGUGUGUGUGGGCGGGGCGGGUGGCACACAUGCUUAUAGCAUGUUUAUGGUUAAUGAGUGAUGAUCUGCCUGAAGGUUUGACCAAAUCGUCUGUAAGUAUUGUAGAAUAUAUCUCACUAUUGUAUUUUCAUUCUCCACUGUGCACCAAGAAGAAAAGAUGAUGAAUAUUCUUGUAUUAAAAUGGUUAACCUACCA